AUGGAAAAACAUCAUGCUGGUCAUCACAACCAUGUGGUGAAUGUGAAGUAUGGAUAUUUUGUGUUUGCUUUGUCUUUUCUCUACUACAUCCUAGUAGUGUUAGGAAAGUGGUAUACGUGGUAUCGACAAAAUGAGCCGAUCUUUUCGUUGCGUGGGGCAAGAGUACCCAUCUGGUUACAUUGCUCGGUUUGGAUUGUUCUUUUGACUGCAAUGGGGGUUUUUAAAGUUGAAUACUAUCUCGUGGCUCUUAAGCGAUUCGGGCGUUUAUCUUACUGUUUGAUACCAUUAGAUCUAUUGUUGGUUGUCAGACCCAAUAUUAUCAAUUACUUAGAAUUUAUUGAUUUACACAAGUGGAUAUCCCGAAUUAUUAUUUUUGCAGCUUAUGUGCAUGGUCUAGGAUAUUAUUACAGGUGGUUCUUUGAAGGCACUGUAAUAACCAAGCUGUUCAAGCUUUUAAAUUUCUUGGGUGUCAUAGUACUUUUAAUGACAGGCAUUUUAGUCAUCAUCUCAAUAAGGCUGUUUCGCAGAUACUCGUACACAACGUUUUAUAUCUAUCACAAUAUAUCGGUAUGGUUCUUUGUCUUGUUAAUUGGGUUUCAUUCGCGACCAGGUGUUACGCCAUUUACUUUUUUGAAUUUGGUUAUAAUGAGCGUACAGAUAUAUUUGAUGUUUAUAAGGACAUUCACGAUUGAGAAUUUGAAGGUGACUGAAAUUGAAUCGUCGAAUUUGAUAAUAGUACUGUUCCCUAAGCCAUCCAAUUUUCCUUCGUGGUCACCUGGAUCUCAUAUAAGAUUAAAUUAUAGAAGAAAUUUUAUACUCCCAACAUAUCCGUUCACGAUUGCCUCAGAUGAGAAUGAUUCCACUAUGACCUUGAUAAUGAAAAAACCUAAUCAUUUCACGGUGAUUGGUAAUUCAAGUUAUGCAAUGUCGACUCCGCUUCCAUCCGCAUCUCCUGCCUUUCUCAAAAAUGCUGAGGAUGUAGUAAUAAUUUGCGGUGGCUCCGGAAUAUCAUUUGGACUACCUAUCUUAUCACAUUUCAAACUGGCAUCGUCGGCAACAGUGAAUUUGAUUUGGGUAACGAGAUCUAAAAACGAUAUAAUAGUUCUACAAGAUAAUCCGAAUCACGAAAGCAUUCAAAUUUAUAUUACAGGAAACAAUUUCGAUCAGGAAUCCGAAGUACAAGAACAAGAUGAUAGCAUAGAGCUCGAUACAAUAGCGCCGACAGAUGCUUUGUUGGGUAGCGAAUACCGAGAUAAAGAUCUCUUUAAAGUUCAGAACGGUAGACCUGAUCUUGAAGAUUGCCUCGGAGCAUUCGAAGGCACAGAACCUAAAGCCGAAAAAUGGCUAGUCGCUUGUGGACCACAAGCGCUUAUCUCUGAUUGCAAGAGGUUGGCGAAGAAGAAGAAUAUCAACCUAAUAUCUGAAGUAUAUGAAAUGUGA
This is a messenger RNA of Priceomyces carsonii, 1440 nucleotides long. Its product is annotated as putative metalloreductase. Gene Ontology annotation, molecular function: superoxide-generating NAD(P)H oxidase activity. The record is from RefSeq and is a predicted model, not a curated record. Gene Ontology annotation, biological process: superoxide anion generation; defense response. Gene Ontology annotation, cellular component: NADPH oxidase complex; plasma membrane. NCBI's taxonomy places the organism in Eukaryota, Fungi, Ascomycota, Pichiomycetes, Serinales, Debaryomycetaceae. The transcript has a single exon. Bases 1 to 1440 code for a protein of 479 amino acids.